This is a messenger RNA of Chenopodium quinoa (quinoa), 3738 nucleotides long. RefSeq lists its product as uncharacterized. The transcript is spliced from 6 exons. Bases 147 to 1796 code for a protein of 549 amino acids. Lineage: Eukaryota; Viridiplantae; Streptophyta; Magnoliopsida; Caryophyllales; Amaranthaceae. The record is from RefSeq and is a predicted model, not a curated record.
GUAGAACUGUCACCUGUAUGCAUACUCUACUUCCUUCGACUUCAUUUUCACAUUUCGAUUCAGAAAAUUGAAACCUGUCUGAUAUCCUAUGCUGCACACAUAAUUUCUGACUAGUUGUAUUUGUUUCUGUUAAUAGGUGCCUCAUAAUGAGUUACAGAAGUAAAAGAACUGCUUUACCCCCUGGCGAGGCUCAAUUUUCUUCAAAUAAGAAACCCACUUCGACAUCCUUACAGUCUAAGUCCAGCCAUAUUGCAGUGUCACAAUCCGACUUUUCAGAGUCUUCUAACCAAUCCACCCAAUGGGGACCAUUUAGCCCUCCAACACUUGGAAGAUCACAAACGUUUGGGCACAUAUCGCAACCAAACAAAUCUUCUAUUAAUGCAUCAAAACCCACAUCUACAUCAUCUUCAUCUAUAGCUGCUGCAUCAAAAGCAGGUAUGCCAACUAUAAUGCCAUCAAACUCCCAACAAAAGAUGUCAUCAAAACCUCCUUUAACCCCAUCACAACCUAGAUCGUAUCCUAUGUUACAAUCUGUAACACCACAAACAUCGCAACUCCCUCAUAAAGAAACACUACAGCCUCACAAAGGAACAAUUCAACCUACUAAACCAUCAAAGCAUCAUAAGGUUACAGAGCAUCCGACUAUUCCACCUUUUACUAAAGCUAAAACUGGUGCACUUCCGUCACAAGAAACAACACAAGUCCCUCAUAAAGAAACAACUCAGCCGACUAAAGCAUCAAAGCAACCUCAAAAAGCUACCGAACAUCCAAGUAAACAACCUUUUCCUGGAGCUAAAACAGGUGCACUGCCGGUGGGAGCUUCACAACAACCUAUUGUCUCUUCUUUGACUGGAGCUAAAUCCCAAUUAGAAAGAAGAGUUGUUUCACCCCUGGAAGCUAUGCAACAAACUCAAAAGAAUCAUCCUAUGACGUCUUCUAAUUUUGGAGGUGAACCCUUGACACAACCACAAAUGAAUACAACUUGUUCACCGGGACUCCAAAAGGAGAAGUCUCCUGCAUAUAUUCAUGCUGAAAGCAACAAGAGGUUAAAUUUUGACUCUGACGAACCUGAAUCUCAAUCAGAGAGUGAAGAAGAGUUGUAUGAGUCAGGUGGAGUGGACAGUGGUGUGAAAAGAACAAAAUUUAGACGCCGAAGUAUUGUGAAAAAUUGGCCAGAGCAUGUCAAGUUUGAUGAGGAAGAAGAGGUUGUGGCAUUUGAUGUCGAUGGAACACGACACCUUGUGAAGGGUUCUGUUCAGCCUCGAGAUGUGUGGAAUGAUGCACCAGGAUUUAGGUACUUCGUCAAAUUUAAUGAAUUCAACCAACCUCUUCACAAAGGUGGCUCCAUCCUUGUGAGUUUCUUAGGAGACAUUGCUAAACGAGAAGAAUUUUGUCCCGUGGGAAUUUUAAAUUGGCGUAAGUUGAGCUCGAAUAUGAGAGGCAAUAUUGUUAACCUUGUUCGGGCACAUUUUCUGUUACCCGAUGGAAAGGAAAUGAGGAAUGCUAUUUUGAAGCGUAUUGGCAAAGCAUGGAAAAAUCAUAGAUAUGCAUUAAAGAAGGAUUAUUUUGAUCCCGUGGAAAAAACGCGUGAGCAAAAUUAUGCUAGUAUACCUGAUGGAAUCACAACUCAAAAUUGGAGUUUUCUGGUUGAUUAUUGGCUUUCAUCGGACGCCAAGAAAAUGUCUGAACUCGGAAAAGCUGCUCGUGCGUCGCAAGUUCUCGUGCGCAAGAGUGGUGCUAAAAGCUUUGCAAAUCGCAGAGCUAUUUUGGAAAAACAAAAAGGUGAUUUCAAUUAAUUGGAGUUUUUUAAAAGUGUUUACAGCGAAGGAGAUGGAAGCUUCAAAGAGGGCACAACAUCUCGUCAUUUUCUGGAGAAUGAAAUAAAGAAGGUGCAAGAAAGCCUUGAUAACUCCUCUGCUUCCAUUCCCAAGGUUGAUAUUGAAAAUGAAGUUUUCAAUCAACUUAUGUAUCAAGGCGAGAUCCCUAAGAGUCCUCUAAAUUAUGGCUUUGGUGUGAAGCAAAGCGACAUCUUUGGAGUGGAAGGACAUUUAAGGAAAGAAGGGUCUUACUAUGUCAACAAUAGUGAUAUGGAAGUGGAGAAGUUGAAGGUUGCACUGUUAGAUAUGAAGAAGCAAAAUGAGGAUCUUGCUGAACAAAAUCAAAUAUUGAACACAAAAUUUGAUGCAGUUGGUUCUAUGAUGGCACAGGUUUUGAAGGCAACACGUAGUGGAAAUGUUUCAUCAGAAGUUAUAGAUAAUGCUAUACAACUACUUGAUUCUCAGGUUUGGAAUAAACCAUUUCUUUUUUCAUCCGCUUGACUCUACUAUAACACCACAUUGCAAAUUUUUCUGACCUACUUAAAAUUUUCUAAGAUCAAUCAAUAAUACUGAUGCUGAAUAAGACUAUAAGAGCAGAACUACAUAAACAAGUGUGUCAGCUUACCUGAAAUUAUUAAGGCUGAUGUGAGUUUUCUGUUUCUCUUGAUCUCCUUGAGUUGCUUGAUUUGCUACACCUGUUCACAUACUCUGAUGUUCUUGACGGUACAUCUAUUAUUGAGGAUAGCUUUGAAUAUGUUGAUGCACCUAUUGUGAGGAUUGCUGGUGUUGACGUACCAAUGCCUUAUGCACCUUUUUUUUCAUCCACUUCAUUGCUGGAUUGCUAUUUUAGGUGGUUUUAGGUUCGGUUAGGGAGAAGUGGUGUUAGUUAGAGGCAAGUUAGUACGUUUUAGGUAAAUGUUUGAAAGUUAGUCAUUUUAUAUAGCUAGAUUGAUAAAGAAUACAGUAAAAAAAUAUUCACCAUUUAUUAAUAAUUAAAAAAUUACUUAUGGUUGCUGCGAGAAUGAUGAAGUAUGUUACUGAUUAUGGGGAGUACGCUAGUAGGGUGUUCAAGCCCCCUGUAAUGCUCACUCCUGUUGUGUCUUCAUGGAAGUGCCAGGGGUUGGUUGGGUUAAAAUUAAUUGUGAUGCUCACAUUGGCCAAGCUACAAGGUUGCUGCUUGCAGGUAUGGGCUGCUCUUGGCGUGCAGGUUGGGGUACAGUAGAGUGAUUAUUGAAAGCGAUGCCCAGCUUGUUGUACGUCGUCUCAAGCAGCGAAUGCAGGGGUUUGAUCCCUUUAGUUUGUUUUUGGAUGAUAUUUUAUCCAUUGCUAAUUUGCUAGUUCUUUUUCUGAUUUUUCGUUUUCUCAUAUUAAAAGGGCAGGUAAUACUUGGACCAUAUUGAGCAGACAUUUUGCAGUUUGUUAUCUUUAUCCCUAAUAUUUGAAUAGGAAUGUCAUUUGUUAUUAGCCGAGCACAUACCGCCUUUAAUAGCAAUGGGUUAAUUACUUGUGUUGUGCAAGAAAGUGACUAUUUAGUACAAAAAUUCUUGUUAGCUUGGCGUAUUACUAGACAGUUAUGUGCUUGGUUUACGUUCCUCUAUGGCAAAUAUUUUUUGUUUAACUUCUCUAAUUUUUCAAUAUUACUACUACAAUAAUUGUUCACAUAUCAAAUUUUCUUCGCAUGUUGUUGAUGAUGUAGGCAGCAAUGGUAAAAAGUAAAUGAAGAGCGUGAUUUGGCUUCAAGCACUCUUAUUAUAUAUAUGUGUGGGUAUUUAGUAGCUUUUAUAGCGUUGCGUAUAAUUAGUUUGGACAUCUUUUUUAGGAAAAUAUCUAUAUAUAUCUCUGUAUUCAAAUACUACACUUGUUUAGUUGAAUUGGAUGUAUAUAUAACGUUAUUAUGUAAACGGAUUUAUAUAUAUAUAUA